Phlebotomus papatasi is the source of this 10672-nucleotide messenger RNA. RefSeq names its product hormone receptor 4 (gene Hr4). The transcript is spliced from 6 exons. Gene Ontology annotation, molecular function: DNA-binding transcription factor activity; sequence-specific DNA binding; zinc ion binding. The coding region runs from base 3945 to 6995 and encodes 1016 amino acids. NCBI's taxonomy places the organism in Eukaryota, Metazoa, Arthropoda, Insecta, Diptera, Psychodidae. Gene Ontology annotation, biological process: regulation of DNA-templated transcription. The record is from RefSeq and is a predicted model, not a curated record.
AGCGAUGGCCUCGAUUUUUAUGCUUUUUAUUUUAUCUUUUCUUUUAUUUUCUUUCCAACUCUAUUGUAGUUGUUGUCUUAAAGUCCAAUUGUAAGAAUUUAUUUCCUUUUCAAACGAAGAUCUAAAAAGAAAAGCUGAGAAAGACUCAAAUAUAUAUUUAAUAGUAACGCCUGGUACCAGGCGCCUCCACUUGGAAUUUAAGAACUUAAGAGUGAAAACGAAAGUUUUCAGAAAUUUUACUUUGUGUUUAUUGCAAAAUUUUUCGGAUCACUUGGAAAAUGUCAAGAGGCUACGGUAACAAAAGCACUAGAAAAUGUGAAUAUCCCUGACUCUUUGGAGGUCUUGCGGUGUCGAGAGUGAAAAGCACCGCUAAGAGAAGUGCAAAGGAGCUUCGAUCGUAGGUAGAUUUAUAGUCAUUAGAAUUUUCAUUUCCUCAUUCCGUGUCAUGUUAACGGUUUCAGUGAAGUAAAUAUCGUGCAAUAGCUCUAACAUAAUGCUCUCCUAUAUAAAAAAUCACCUUCUCUCUUCCGUAUUGAGCUUCUCACUCUCUCAUGCUUGUUUUGCAAUGUGAAUAACUUGUGUAUAUGUUGUGCCCGUUGAGCUUAACUUCGUCUUCUCAGUUGCACUUUGUUAGGAGGGAGGCGCAGGCGAGGAGAGGUUAGGGGAUCUCUGUCUCACUGUGUUAGUUGUAUUAAUAGAAAAUUUUAAUGGCACGAUCACACUCCGAUCGUCAUCAUCAUGAAACGUGAUGGUGAUUACGAAAGCUCAAUUCGCAUUUCUUCAACUAUUUGAACUUUCGCUUUCAAAGUCUCGAUCGUUCGUUACGCUAUUGUUUUUUUUUUCUCUCUUAAUCUUCAACUUCUUGUUUCUCACACAAUUUAGUUAGCUCAAUUUUUCAGUAAAUCUACAAGUCUCUGAGAAAUAUAUUUGAUCUCAGAGAAUAAGAAGUAAGGUACCUCGUUAAUCAUAAAAUCGUAUGAUCGCAAGUACGAUCGCGAUCUUGUGCAAAAAUUUCUUUCAUGUCACUCUCGAUGACUUUGUUGGCUCUUUACGUAAUGUCUUGGACUCUUUCUUCCGCCUCUCUGAACUUUCUUUCUUCCAUCAUUUAUUACUUUAUUAUUCACAUCACACAGCAAAAGUAAAAAAAAGGCAGCCUCACAGACGUGAAACUUUUACUUUCAAUCUCAACGAUCUCGAUUUUAUUUUCAUGAUGCGGAAAAAGGCAACUCCGUGACAUUUUGAGAUGAUUCUCAACCAUUUAUAUACUGUUCCCAAAUUUAGCUUUCAGUUUUUCACCGAAAAAUUUCCACUAGAUUUUGAACUUCUUGGUCUUAAACUGUUCUCUGAUUGGACAUUUUUUUUUAAGGAACUUUUAUGUCAUGCAGGAGAUCAUCUUUUUUCUCAUCAUUCCAAAUAAACCCAUCUCAUUCUAUCACAAGUGCAAUUGAUGUGCACACAUGGUGGGUGAUGUGGGGAGUCAAGGGAGCACACUUUAGCAUUCAGUUUUGUGUGUAGAAAUCGUUUCUGGGUCAGUCGAGACGAACAGAAAACGACAGAGCCGAUGACUCGGAUUGAGCAGAAGGCAAGCGGAGAGUCCACAAGUGAAUUUUCUGACAUGAAAAAACGUUUGUUGCUCCCCAAUUGUGCAUUUAAAUGAAAAACCAUCCAGUUUUACUAACAUCAUCCCAAAAACACCCUCAAAAGUCAUUUUUGCAUUUGUCAAGUGAGACUUUGUGAUUUAACGAAAGAAACUCAACGAAAUAUCCUUUGAUCCAACGAUCUAACGAAAUACAAUAGCCGUUUUUUGGCCAAUCUUUUCAAGUAAAGCUUUUUUAAAUGAAUAAAUAGGUAAACUUAUUUAGUAAAUUUUUAGUCUUUCUGAAAUGCCCCCCUCCAUACACUUCCCUUUUCAUUCACUCUCGCUGAACGAGAUUGCAAAAUUGAACGACUAUUUCAUUUGCACUCACUAAAAUUCCUCCACAAUCGUCUCUCCCCCAUUUAAUUCACUUCACCUAAAGUGUGUGCAAGAGUGAGAGAGAAAGAGCUCCACAGUGUGCGCGCCAAACGCCGACUUUUCGUUUUCAUUCGGCCCUCCGGUUGGAAGACAUUCAGUCGGUAACCUACUUUGUUCCGAUUCGCACUUGUGUGUUAACGAAAAACCAUCUUAUUUUGCCUCCUCAAAAUUAAGUCGUUUAACCGACACAGUGAAAAUAAUCACAGGAGUGCAAAAAGACAUUUCCUACAGUGAUAGUUUAGAUAGGAGAUUCAUUGUAAUCUCACAUUAUUAUCCCAUCAAUGCAAUUUUAAACACCUGAAAAUGUGGAUUAAAUUUUAAAAGGAGUUUUAAAUGGAAAAAUUUUGCAGUGUUGUGUGAUUUGGGUGUUUUCUGUGCAUUCUUCAACGCACUUUAAGCAAUCAUCCCGUGCUUCAAGUUCUGCACGCAUCAUGAAAGAGGUCACAGAAUUAUUCACACGCCUCCACUCACGUCAUUCUUCAUCCCCAUAAGCUGAACAUACAUACAGGAUUUACCCAGUGAUCACGCUCUUCCAGGAAUAAAUCAGAAAAAUAAAUAUCCACAAUAUAAAUCACUGAUAGGAAUUAAGUAAAACAAAACAAAAAUUAAAGAAAAUAAAAACAAUUCAACGAAAAUAUGAUUCUGUGCAGUUUUUAGUGUGCUUAAAGAAAACAAGUGAAAAGCCAAAUAGGAAAAAUAAUGGAAGAAGAGCAAAAUUUGUGAGGACAACAAAAAUGUCCAUGUGUAUUAGUGAAAUAUUUUUUUUUUGGAUGGCAAUUUUUAAAUUAGACGCAGUUUUACCAUUGAACUUUACAUUGAAAAGUCAUUAAGAAGUGUGAGAGAGUGAGAAACACAACCACCUUGAAAUUCGGGAAAUUCAUUAUGCAGAAAGCCAGCACGAGUUUGUACGCGCGAAAUACACACCAAAUGGAUUGAAACUGAUUCUGUUUCUUUUUCCUUUAAAACAACAACAAGAAAAAAAAAUUUACAACCACAAGAUCUACAAUGAUAUUUGCCCUGAGGAAAAUUCCAUACUCAAACAUCGUGCUCUAAAGGCAUCUUCCUCAGAGUCUUGGUUUCCAUAAAACAGUGACCCGAAGACAAGAAAGACGAGCAAGACUGGGAAGUUAAUGUGCAAGUGAAAGUGUUUCAAGUGAUUCGCACUUUUUGGUAGUCGCCCUGAGGAGAUUUUUUUUUUGUUCAUUGCCUCUGUUACCACAAAAGAGACUGAAAGUGAUAUUUAGAAAAAAAAUGUUAUUUGAAGAUACAAUUUACGAAUUUAUCCGUUACUAAAAAUUACUUAGGUGUUCAUAAUCUAUUGGUUAUCUCAGUGAAAAAAGCACAUUCAUUGAACAUGAGCCACGCUGGAGAUUAAUCAUCACAGGAAUCACCCUCCCGGAGACGUAAAAAGAGAAUCAUAUGAGAUCGAUGUUGUAUAGCGCCAAGAACGCAAAGUUAUGAUCACUGAGCGAAGGAGGAAGAAGAGAAUGUCAAUGAGAAAUCACUUCAGUGAAACAAACUCCGAAUUUCCGCAUGUGGAUUUGCAACAUUGACCUCCACGACCAAAGAACUCGCCAUUUUACGCGCCUUCUCUGUGUCUCACUCAGAAUAUACACACAACACAGAAGUAGAAUCAAGAUGCCACAAGAGAGAAAUUCUGAGGAAAUGGCAAAAGGAUUAAUCAUCAAGUGAUAGAAUUGAGACAUUGCUUGCAGACGAGUAUAUUCCACAAUAAAAAAAAAUCAAGAAUUUUAUAAAUAAUUCUUUUUGUGCUAUCCACCCCCUUCUGUGAAUUGACAAACUGAAUUCAUUCACAAUUGUUCGCGAAAACGGAGGGGGGAACGCGGAUCUGGAGCCUCCUCCGCAUCAAACACCUCCCGUCACCACGUCUAAGCGUCAGACAUCACCAACACGACGGGACAUUCCUACAAUGACAUCUCUAGGAAUUAUGACACUGAGCCGUGGCCCGUACAGUGAGCUCGAUAAAAUGAGCCUCUUUCAGGACCUCAAAUUGAAAAGGAGAAAAGUCGAUUCCAGAUGCAGUAGUGACGGUGAAUCUAUAGCGGACACGAGCACGUCAUCACCUGACUUGCUAGCACCAAUCUCGCCUAAGAUGUGUGAUAAUUCCGCAACGCCGGCACCCACGGCGGCUUCUACUUCGGCGCCUAGGACACCGACACCCCCCACAAGCACCGAGGUGGCUCCCACUAGUAGUACCCCAUCGGGAGCCGCAGAGUCGAGUGAUACCGCAACUGUGAGUCGCUCGAGUCCGGAUUCAGUGGUGACGGAAGAAACACAAAUCGCCACAUCGUCGACGAUUGUAGCGGCAUCAAGCAGUGGUUCCAAUCCCAGCGUUAUACGCUCCGUUAAGACUGAGCGACUCUCACCUCCGCCGCCCGCCGAUCGACCUAAGCCACCCACAUGUCAAACGCAGCCACAGCAACAUGUCACGGUACUCGUGACGCCAUCCCGCAUCAAAACGGAAAAUCACCAUGCGACGCUGGUUCGGAAAACCUCACCGGCAACAACAGCGACCACAAUGGUGGGCACAUUCCCCAUCGCCACUACUGCCAUCAAUCACCAGCGUGAUGUACCUGCAACGACGAGUGGGACCUCCUUCACGCCCGUCAUGAUCCAAACCACAUCUGCGCAUCAGCAUCAAUUGCAGAUGCUACACCAUGCCAUUGCGUCCACUUCGCCACAACAGAUCAUUCACCGUGCGGAGACGCAUCCUACAUCAGUCACGCAGCUACAAAUUCCCAUUCAAAUUUCACAGGCUCAACCUGUACGAAUAAAGCGUGAACGAUCACCUAGCCACACAAUUGUCAACCAAUCGGCUGUAUCGGCAACAGUGGCACCAAGUCAAUCUGGCAGCCAACAGAGAGCUACUCUGCAAAUGACGCCACACUCUCCUUUACAACUGCGUCACCCUAUACGUGAUGCCGCCAUUUUAUUGCGUGUGAAAAAUGAAGUGAAUCUACCAGGACUGGUUCAGACGGCAAGUGGUCAGCAUAGAAUGAUCUGGGGUGCUAAUACACGCAUAAAUGGCGUCAAACCCGAGAUAAUUGGCGGACCACUACCGGGUCUACGACCACAGACAGUCGGUUUGGUACAGUCACCCACGCAAACGUCACCACAGCCAAAUGUCACGCAACAGAGUGCGUCCAUAGCGCUACAGACGCCACCACCUCGAGCCACUCCAACUGUGAUCAUGGGAGAAUCGUGUGGUGUGAGAACCAUGGUAUGGGGUUUUGAGCCCGCCACGGUCACACAGCUACCAGCAACACCUGCCACCACGAUAAGCCCUACGAGUGUUAGUUCAGCACCUGGAUCGGCAGCACAAAAUAACGAAGAGGCCGCCCAGCUCCUGCUGAAUCUCGGCCAGGCUGCUGCAUCACGCGUGGGCGAUAUUCGACCAAGAGCACCACCCCCUCAACGAUCUAAUCACCCACUUAAUAUGGAACGUCUCUGGGCUGGCGACUACAGUCAAUUGCCGGCCGGACAACAGAUGCACGCUCUCAAUCUCUCCCAACCUCAGUGGACACCCGGUGGCCUUCAUCUCGCCACUAACAAGACGGAUCCUACGCACCAUCAAGAAGCACCCGCCGACGAUGACGACCAGCCAUUGGUGUGCAUGAUCUGUGAGGAUAAAGCCACAGGACUCCACUACGGAAUCAUCACAUGCGAGGGUUGUAAGGGUUUCUUCAAGCGAACCGUUCAAAAUAGGCGUGUGUACACGUGCGUUGCCGAUGGGACAUGCGAAAUUACCAAAGCUCAACGAAACCGCUGUCAAUAUUGCCGGUUCAAGAAGUGCAUUGAGCAGGGUAUGGUGCUACAGGCUGUACGAGAAGACCGGAUGCCAGGUGGACGAAACAGUGGAGCUGUGUACAAUCUCUACAAAGUGAAGUACAAAAAGCACAAGAAAUCCGCCCAGAAACCUGCCGCUCAAGCGGCUCAGCAAGCUCAACAGACCCAACAGGUGCAACAGGCUAAACUCACGGUGUCAACAGAUGUACAGGACACGAAAUCCAUGUUCCUUACACCGUUGCAAACCACCCUGAAACCGGCUGAAGGAAUCAACUUGCCCUCCCACCUCAUGAAUGGCACAAUCCUCAAGACAGCCCUCACAAAUCCCAGUGAAAUUGUCCACCUGCGCCAUCGGCUCGAUAAUGCCGUCUCCUCAUCCAAGGAUCGCAGUGUAUCCUACGAACACUCCCUCUGUAUGAUUCAAACAUUAAUUGAAUGUGAUGAAAUGGAAGAUAUUGCAACACUGCCACAUUUCCCGGAAUUUCUUGAGGAUAAAUCAGAGAUUGGUGACAAACUCUGCAAUAUUGGUGAUUCGAUUGUGCAUAAACUCGUGUCAUGGACAAAAAAGUUGCCUUUCUACCUCGAGAUUCCAGUGGAGAUUCACACAAAACUCCUGACAGAUAAAUGGCAUGAAUUGCUAGUACUCACAACGGCUGCCUACCAAGCCCUACAUGGUCGAAAAAGUCCGCCAGGCACAAAUGCAAGUACACCGACACAACAAAGUUCAUCACCAACAUCGCGACCCAUUACACCCGAAAAAAAUGAUCCGGAAUUCGUCCAAGAGGUCACGAAGCACCUAUGUACACUUCAAACCUGCCUAACGACGCUCAUGGGACAACCCAUCUCAAUGGAGCAGCUAAGGGCUGAUGUGGGUCACAUGGUUGAAAAAAUGACACAGAUCACCAUUAUGUUCCGACGCAUAAAGCUCAAGAUGGAGGAAUAUGUCUGUCUUAAGGUGUAUAUCCUCCUCAACAGAGAAGUUGAACUGGAAAGUAUUCAAGAGCGGUAUGUUCAAGUUUUGCGGAGUUUUCUUCAACAUUCAUCACCACACAAUCCUGGAAGACUUGGGGACCUGUUAGCUCAUAUACCUGAGAUACAAGCAGCUGCCAGUUUAUUGCUGGAGAGUAAGAUGUUCUACGUACCGUUUGUACUAAACUCUGCCAGCAUUAGGUAGCAGAUGAUUGAACGGGGCCUUAUGGAACCGGACAAAGAUGAUAUUGCGACAAACCCACCAAGUGAUUCCUCAAAUCAACCGCCACAAACUGUAUCACCCAUCGCAACCAGCAGUUCUCACGGUCAGAGGAAUCCAGACAGACAACCGGUAUCCCGGACAGUCAUUCAGCAGACGCCGCAGCGCGUUGUGACCGGCGGCGUCAUAAAGCAAUCGACACCCGCGACAGUGACAACCGCUGUCCUUGUUAUCAAUACUCUGCUACCUGACAAAUUUGCCAGCAAAGAAAUCAAGAAGGAAUUCAAUCCCUAAACAUCCACUAGGGUCAUCAACCCCAAGCCCUGUAUCCCAAUAACUGAGGAAAGAACAAAACCAAGUUUAAAAAAAUCACACUAACAGAAAUGUGUUUUUGUGUUUUCCAUGUGAAAAUUUCCUCAAAAGGAAAAAGUUAAGAUGAAAAAAAAUAAUCGAGGAGACACACAUUUUAUACACACUAGGAAGUCUGAAACAAUGCCUUCAAUUAACAAUUAAAACUAAUUAAUGAAGAGAAAAGAGUGUUAAAAAGGAUUUAAAAAAACUGAACUAAAUAAGUAUAAGUAUCGUAGUAAUGUGUAAAGAAAAUACUGAAUUUUAUUACGUGUAGUAAUUGAGAAAAGUGCUAGUGAGAGACAUUAUUUAAAUUGCGCGCGAAUAGGCCUAUCUUUUGUUUGAAAAAAACAAGAUACACAUGAAAAAAAAUCCGAGCAUAAAAAAUGUAUCAUUAGAAAAAAAACAGCAUCAAGUCAUUUUCAAAAAAACACACACAUUUCAUAAUUUUGCCUAAUAAAUUCUUCAAGUUUUUCCUCCCAAAAAAACAAAAUACAUUUGUUAAAAAAUAUUUAAAACUAAAAGAAAGAAUACUCUACAAUAGUUAUUUCUAAAAAAAAAGAUCACGAUUUUUGAGAAUUAAUUUUAUCGAGUCAUUUUUGCAAAACUGAUAGAAAACAUACUGUUUUAAGUGUUUCUAUUCUUUUUUUUUUUGUAAAAUCACUAAUAUAAAGAUUUUUUGUAGCAAUAUUGUACUUUUAAGUGAUAAAAAAAAAACGAGGAAAAACACAAACACACAAGAAAAUACCGGAAGUUUUAAUGCAUGAAAAAGAAACUUAGAUGAAAUAGAAGGAAAAUAUUGUUACCAGUGAAACCAACACUUAAGAAAAAUAAGAGUUACCCAAGUAAUAAAGUAAUUGUAAAAACGUGUUUUAAAAAAAAAACCAAGACGAAAAAAUAAGAAAUAAAAAAACAAAAAACUGCCAUUUGAAAAUGCACACCAAAUAAUUAAACUGAGGAUUUAAACUCCACUGAAGACACAUUUAAAAAAAAAAUGAAAAAAGAAAUAAUGAAAAUUUAUGCUGCCAGAGUCUAUCUAUGUAUACACAUUUUAUUAAUUAUAUUGUCCCUCCCCCUUUAAGUAAGUAAAAAAUUAAAAAAAAAAACAAAAACAAGUAAAGUAAUAUUAAAAAAGAAGCAUUUAGCAAUGAAGCACAUCCUCGAACAUGAUUACUAAAUAUUAAAAAAAAGAAAGAAAAAAGCUCAUCAAAUAUUCCACUAAACCACACCCAAGAAACAAACACAAUUUUAUUCACUUCUAUAACGACUAAAAUAAAUCUUAAUGAAGAUAUCCAGUAAAUAUAAAAAAAAGAAAAUGUGAGAAAAAUCAGAAGAUUAAUGAAAGAAUAGACUGAAGAUGACUUUUUUGCAAUUAACAUUGUCUAUUUUGUUUCUUCUCUCCCUAUAUCCGUGAACAAGAAACAUUUCAAAAAUAAAUUAAAAACAAAUCCUAAAUUUAACAAAUUAUUUGUACAAAAUUUUACAAAGUUAUUUGCUUUGUUCUUUAUUUUAUUUAUUUAAAAUUUUCUAACGAGUGUCGUUUGAAAAGUACUUUUUUUGUUGAAAAAAACUGAUUAAUAUUUUUUUUUACAUUUAUAAAUUUAUUUAAAAAAUUAAAAAAUAAACUUGCAAACCAUCAUGUUCAGAAUGUAGAAUAUGAUACGAAAUAAAGGCUUUUCUUUUGGCACUUAAAGGAAUUUCUAGUGAAACAAGAAAUUUAUCUGCAGACAUUGUAAUAAGUGUAAAAAAAACUAUAUUAAAAAAAACAAAUAUGGUGCUCUUAGAAUUAGCGAUUUAAAAAUGAAAAAAAAUCUGUGUAAAAUAAUUUUGAAAUGUUUCAUUUACUGUAAUCACAUUUUAACACACACACAUAUACACGAAAAAAAAAUCUGAGAAAUGGGAAAAAAGAAGAUAAAAUAUUUCAAUGCAGAGUAAAGAAAAAAAACAAAUAUCGCAAAAUAUUUAUCUAAAUGUAUUAAAACUUUACACAAAUAAUGAUCUCGUUCCUCCUUCCCUAUAUUUUUGGUUUUCUGUUUUGCUUUUUUUAGACCCCAAAAAGCGAUUUUUCUGCCACAAUUUCGAAAAUAUAAAAAUGUUAGGAAAUUUUUUUUUAUACAUUGUAUUUUGUGUUUUAUAAAAGAAAAAUAAGCGUUCUUUAGCAAAUAUUCAUUAUAAACCAAAUUGAAUUUAUAGUAUAAGAUUUUUUUUGUGUUUUUGAGAAGCUUUCCUAACCAAAAAUUUGAAAAAUUCUUUGUUUUUUUUUAUUCAAACUACUUAAUAUAUAUUUUGUCCUUUUAUGUGUAAAAAAAAAAUGAGUAAAAAUAAAAAUGAAUGAAAAAAAAUUGAAAUAGAAAAUUAUUAACUUAAAAUUGCUUUGAUAAUUAAUUAUUAUAAUUUUUUUUUGUAAAUAUUUCGUAUAAUAAAAACAAAAAAACAAAAAUAUUUGGAUAGUUAAAGCAACAAGGAAAUAUUGUAAAUUAUAAACAAUACUUGACAAGACUAGCUAAAGAAACUGCCGAUUUUUCAUAUUAAAAAAAAAACUAUUUUCUAAGAAAGAAGAAAUUUAAAAUAUUGCAUACAAAAUAAUUUUCUUCUUAAAUUAUACUAAUGAGAAAAAAAAUUACUAAAACAUUUACUAUAAAUAAAUUAAUUUAAGCGCAAGAGAAACGUGAAAAAAAUACAUAAUUUUAUUGCAUUUUAAUUAGUUCUUUUUGCCUUUUUAUCUAAUUAACUUUUUACAUUUUAGUGAGAAUAAUCAUAUUGAAAAGAAUUUUUCCACUGUGUUUUUACUAUAUUAUUAUACAUUUACUAUUAAUUAUUAUCUUUACUGUAAAGUUAAUUCUUUUUUUGCGAAGAAUUCAUCCUUUUUGUAUUAUAUUGACGUGAACAAACUAAUGUAGUGAAAAAAAUUAAUUAAACCUUUCUCUUUUAUUUUAAUUACUAAUCAAUAUCACGAAAACCAUGUUAUUUUUUGGAUUUUCCCCUCCCUUUAGUCACCAAGUUGAAAAUGUAUUUUAGUCCUUUUCAAAAAAAAUCGUAGAACUUUUUUUUAAAAGAAUGUCAUUGAAAUAUUUGCGAAUGUGUGAAAAGUAAGUAAUGCCGAUAAGACAGAGAAAACUUAUUUAAAAGAAAAAUAUUUUAGGUAAUAUUUUAGGUAUAUAUAUUGUAAGAGAAUUGAAUAUAUAUAAACAAAAAGAAUAAGAGAAAUAAACGGAAAAAUGUUACCUAGUUUUAUGAUUAUGAACGUCAAGAGAGAAAAAUUGUAAUUAUAGAAAGAAAGAGAAAUAAAAAUUCUAGAAUUUAUCAAUGAAAAA